AUGAAAAAGGCCAAGGCUAAGGCUACAGUGACUCAGGUUCCUUCUGAAUCCGAGAAGGAUCCUAAGGAUUCUAUGUUGAUAUCGAAACUAGCUGACACCGAAAAGAGGCCAACCGAAGCUGCAUCAUCUGACGCCCCACCAUCCAAGAAGCCAAGGUCUAAUUGUCCAAAGGAAGGGAGCAGUUUUCCUUGUGAUCAGACCUGGGCCCCCAAGGUCAUGGUCGGUGACCGACCUCUAAGAGCUAGAUAUAGUGCAAUAAAAAGCAUGGAGGUCGGGGCUGCACUUUCUACGCAUGCGCAUUCUUAUGCAGUCAAGGCCAAGUUGAUGAAGAAUAACUUGGUAAAAAAGACUCAAGAAGCUGCCAAUCUCCUCUCUUCUCUCAAUCAGGCCAAGGCAAGCAACCGAAAUCUGAUGGAUAAGGCCAAGGCUUCUAGGACUGCUCAAGGCAAGGCCGAGGCUAAAGCCAAAGAAGCUGAAUUUGCCGAAUCAGCCAAGGCCAAGGCUAAGGUUACCGAGGUCAAAGCUGCUGAAGCUGAAGAAAAGCUCAAGGAGACUCUAGAUAAUAAAGAGGCUAAGAUCAAGGCAGCCGAUGAAAAGGCCUAUGCUGAAGGUCAAACCAAUGUGCGCGACGCCUACAAAGCCCAAGUUAACCAAGCCUGCAACAAAGGCUAUUACCUCUGCUGGAUAGCAGCCCUGAACAAGCUGUUUAUCCCUGUUGAUUCUCCUUUCCGAGAUAUCACCCAACUGCAAGUCCCCUUUCCCCCUGCUCUUGAUACUUCUGAGGCCGAGGCCGAAGACAAAGACGAAGACGAGGUCGAGGUCGAGAUCGAGGUCGAGACAGAAGUUAAAGCCACAACUGAAGCUGAGGUCGAUGUAAUGGCCAAGUACCCCACCCUCAAUGAUCAAAUCCUAGACUUGACCGGAGAAGAUGAGGAUGAGGAUGAAGACGAGGACGAGGACGAGGACGAGGUCCCCAAGAAUGCCUCUCCCACAAAGACAGCUUUUGAGGCCGAGGUCCAGGCCACUGAGAAGAGCCUUGACGAGACCUUACUAGAGAUUGGCGCCGAGAUUCAAGCCGACAAAUCUGCCCAGCUGACUGCCGAGGCUAAAACACUGCCAAUUGCUGAGGCAAGACAGUCUGAGGAAAACAUUACCUAA
Molecule: messenger RNA, 1158 nt
Organism: Camellia sinensis
Lineage: Eukaryota; Viridiplantae; Streptophyta; Magnoliopsida; Ericales; Theaceae
Source: RefSeq, a predicted model, not a curated record